Molecule: messenger RNA, 363 nt
Organism: Cajanus cajan (pigeon pea)
Lineage: Eukaryota; Viridiplantae; Streptophyta; Magnoliopsida; Fabales; Fabaceae
Source: RefSeq, a predicted model, not a curated record
AUGGGCCAUGAGUUGUUCAACUGUCCUACCAGAAAUAGACUAGAGAGGGGUGCUCAGAGGAGUGAUGUGCAGAGGGGUGAUUCUCAUAGGGGUGACAGACCCACUACAACUGGUAGGGUAUUCGCCUUGACUGGUGUUGAGGCUUUGACUUCUUCUGAUCUCAUGAAGGGGAAGGGCAAAGCUGCUGGUAAGAAUGUGAUGUUUUUGUUUGACUCUAGGGCUUCCCAUUCGUUUAUUUCCUAUGCUUGUGUUGUUGUGCUGGGUGUGCCUAUGUGUGAAUUAGGGUUGAGACUGCUAGUGUCGACGUCCGCUUCUACUUUGGUAGUUGCUUCAAAGAUGUGUGUUGGCUGCCUAUUGUUGUAA